UCUGUCUCUGUCUCUCUUUCUUUCUCUGCCAACCCAACCAAAAAAGAGACGAUAUUUUUCAUGUCUUCCUCAGCUGGCCUGCUCAUUUCUUAAAACUACUAAGAAAAAAGGGACAGGAGUUGAAAAGCAAGAGAAAAGAAAGCUAUGAAAUGGGUAGUACAACGUUAACAACUCCGUUCAAAGAUCAAACUCACUACUCCCUUGCCAAGAAGCUCUUACCUUGGACUAUCUAUGCCUUCUUCCCAAUAGUUAUCUUUCGCCUUUACUUUUACCCUCUUCAACUCCCUCAAUCUUCAAGAGAUCAGUUUCCCAAUACCACCCCCAUAAUCAUCACAUCCUCUUCUACUCUUUCUCUUGCUCCACCUCCUCGCUUUUCUCCUCCUCCUCAAUUGUCUUCUCAUAAAGCAGAAGAGGAAAGAGCUGAUGAGACUCCAUGUGACUACACUUCAGGCAAAUGGGUCUCUGACAAGUUGGGAGCUCUAUACAAUGGUACAACAUGUGGUACCAUAAAAGAUGGCCAGAAUUGUAUCAAUCAUGGCAGGCCGGACUUUGACUACCUCUAUUGGAAGUGGAAACCCAAGCAAUGUGAACUACCAAGGUUUGAACCAAACACUUUUCUUCAACUCAUUAGGAACAAGCAUAUUGCAUUUGUGGGUGAUUCCAUGGCUAGGAACCAAUUAGAGUCCCUUCUUUGCAUGUUAUCCACUGCCUCUGUGCCUGAACUUGUUUACAAGGAUGGGGAGGAGAACAAGUUUCGUAGGUGGUAUUUUCCUUCUCACAAUGCUAAUGUCUCAGUGUAUUGGUCACCAUUUCUAGUUAAGGGUAUUGAAAAGUCACAAUUGGGGCCUGAUUAUAACAAGUUGUAUUUAGAUCAUGUUGAUGAAAGGUGGGCAGGUGAUUUGGAUCAUAUAAACAUGAUUGUAUUGUCAAUUGGUCAUUGGUUUCUACACCCAGCGGUGUACUAUGAGGGUGAUUUAGUGUUAGGCUGUCAUUACUGUCCUGGUCUCAAUCUCACUGAGAUUGGAUUUUAUGAUGUUUUAAGAAAGGCUCUUAGAACUACCCUUAAGACCAUAAUUGAAAGGAGAGGGUCUAAUGGUAAUGCAAUUGAUGUAGUUGUGACUACAUUUUCGCCUUCACACUUUGAAGGCGAUUGGGAUAAGGCCGGGGCUUGUCCAAAGAAAAAGCCUUAUAAUGAGAGUGAGAAGCAGCUUGAAGGAAUGGAUGCUGAAAUGAGAAAAAUUGAGGUAGAAGAAGUGAAUGCAACAAAGGACAAUGCUAAGCAAUUUGCAAAAUUUAGACUUGAGGCAUUAGAUGUGACCAAAUUAUCAUUGAUGAGGCCAGAUGGGCACCCGGGGCCAUAUAUGCAUCCUUUUCCAUUUGCUAAUGGGGUUACGGAUCGAGUGCAGAAUGAUUGUGUGCAUUGGUGCUUGCCUGGGCCUAUUGACACAUGGAAUGAAAUUUUGCUACAAGUAGUGAAGAAAUGGGAGGGUCCAUCAGAGAGAGGUGGAUGAGUUGUAUAUCAAAUUGGGUGGUGGUUGUUGCUCUGGAAGAGAUCUGAAAGAAGAAUAGAGAAAUAAUUUAUUGGUUUUGUUACUUCUGGUAAAAAGAUAGAAAAUGGGAAGACUAGGAGAGAGAAUUGGUGAGGUGAAUUGAGAAGAAGAUACAUGUAAUGGUGUCAAAGGAAAACGAUUUUUUUGGAAGAUAGUUAAUUUUUGUACAAAUGUUUUAAAUGCAAAGUUGUAGAGGAAUUUUUAAAGACAAUUGGAUGUUCUAUUGUUUUUAUAUGGAUCCAUAAUGUAAAGUUUGGCCACAAUCCCCAGCAACAUGCUAGCCUUGCACCCUUCAAUUUUAUUUUCCAAGGAGUUCGUUUUGUAUGUAAAGUUUCUAUCUUGUCUCUCAACUUUUUAUCGUUUUGUUAGCUGCUAGGCUGUUGAAUCAUAAAAGCCUCAGAUCCUCUAUUUCAUUUGGAUA
Molecule: messenger RNA, 1971 nt
Organism: Quercus lobata
Lineage: Eukaryota; Viridiplantae; Streptophyta; Magnoliopsida; Fagales; Fagaceae
Gene: TBL27
Product: TRICHOME BIREFRINGENCE-LIKE 27
Exons: 2
Coding region: 150-1511 (453 amino acids)
Cellular component (GO): Golgi apparatus
Molecular function (GO): O-acetyltransferase activity
Source: RefSeq, a predicted model, not a curated record